CCUUACCGUUGGUAUAAUGCAAUUUAUAUUAAUAAUUUACUAACAAUCUUUUAUUAAAAACUACAUUCAAAUCAUCAAUUCCUAAUAUUGUGUAAUCCAAACAUGGCAUUAUUUUUAUUUAUUUCCAGCAUGAAUAGCACGGGCCUUCCAUUUCCCUCCCAAAACCAUUCCUUGCACCUUCGUCGAAUACAUUUUUUUUCCAAGAUGUUUAGAGCUUUCUCCCUCUUCUCUCGCAGCGGCAAACCCUCAACAAUCCCUUUCAAAGAUUACUACGCCAAUUGGUUCACCACUCUCAAGAACUCCCUCCUCCCACUCCUCCACCAAUCCCUCUCCUCUCCCACAUCUCCGGCUCUCCUCUCCUCCCACCUCAACCUCCUCCUCCACCACUUCCUCUCCUACUACGACUCCCUCGACCUCGCCGUUACCAACGACUUCAACAAUCUCCCUUACCUUCUUUACCCUUCAUGGAGGAACUCCCUCGAAAAGCCCUUCCUCUUUCUCGGCGAUCUCCACCCCUAUAUCUUCACCAACCUCCUCCGCUCAUUCCUCGAUAAAGAAAACAACUAUGAUGAUGAUUUUGAAAAUAGGGUAAGAAGCGUUGUUCUUGAUAGCCCCUGGCAGGCUACGAUGUCGUGGAAGGACCCUUCAGAGAGUUUGAUAAUCAAGAUUGAGCAGAUUGAGCGCGGGUUGAGGUUGAUGGUGCCUGAUCUUGUGGAUAGGAUGAAAAGGGCACAGGUAGGAUUUGUGAGGAGAGUUGCAGAGGAUUGGGUAAGUUAUAAGGGAAAGAAAGAAAAGAUAGAGGUUGGCGAGUUAAUGAAGGUAGAAAUGGAGGAAUUGGUAAGUGUUUUUAUGGAUGCUAAUCGGUUGAGGAGGAGUAUAAUAUCAGAGAUUGUUGGUGCAUUGAGCAUAUAUCAGGGAGCUCUGUUUCUUGAAGCUUUGGCCCAGUUUCUUAUUGGGUUUAAGGACCCUGUUUUUCUUCGUGAAUUCGAAAGGUGCAAGACUCCCAUCAAUGAGGAAGUUCGUAGCAAUGGUUUUUGAGUCGAUUUACCAUCAUUCUUUAGAUUCUUUUGUCAGGAAUUUUGCAGUAUUGCUGAAUGGCUGCUAAUUCCAGUUUCUUAGUUUGUUAUUGGUUCUGCUGGAACCGUACAUUUAGCUAGAGGAUCUUGUUGGCACGAGGACAUUGAUCCUUGGCAAUUAAAGAAGAGGAACAAUUCAGCAAAUUUGGGUUAAAGCUGCAGGAAAUAUGAAUACUAAUGUGUUAAAUUUCUGUGUCAUGGGUAGCAUUAGAACUUGAGUUUUUUGAUCGGAUUAGAAAAAGCUGUACAACUUGAUAUUUAGUGAAUGCUAAAUGAUCUUGGUUACUUGUAAAAUAUAGUUAAGUGGCUUCAAGCCUUGAACAACAAAAUCUCUGAUAGUUGCUGUUGAGAUGUCGUUUAGGCAUUAAAGUUAGGCUUGGGUCCGGCUCUUUUGGUACAAUCACAAGAUUAGAUUAGAAAUUCUGCAUGGCACCCAGGUGUGUACACUCAAACUAUAUUAAAAUUAUGUUAGGUUUCAAUUAUAUUGGUGACUUACUAUUAUUAUUAGAUAUCAUGAAAUUCCUUUUCACGUAAAGUCCAAUAGUCCAUAACCCCAUCCAUCAAAAGGGUUUUUGUAGUUUUGUAUUAGCCCACACAUUCACCUUUUAGUUGCUUCUGGGCCUUUUGGCUGGAUUAAAAGCUAUAUACAAGUAAUUGGAAGGCUAUUGUAGUGUGUUCAGUAAGCAAGCUAACAUGA
Messenger RNA from Manihot esculenta (cassava), 1773 nucleotides. RefSeq names its product protein INAPERTURATE POLLEN1. Lineage: Eukaryota; Viridiplantae; Streptophyta; Magnoliopsida; Malpighiales; Euphorbiaceae. Gene Ontology annotation, biological process: DNA-templated transcription. The coding region runs from base 103 to 1038 and encodes 311 amino acids. The record is from RefSeq and is a predicted model, not a curated record. The transcript has a single exon. Gene Ontology annotation, molecular function: sequence-specific DNA binding.